Molecule: messenger RNA, 851 nt
Organism: Arvicanthis niloticus (Nile rat)
Lineage: Eukaryota; Metazoa; Chordata; Mammalia; Rodentia; Muridae
Product: prolactin-3D4
Biological process (GO): positive regulation of receptor signaling pathway via JAK-STAT; response to nutrient levels; mammary gland development
Cellular component (GO): extracellular region
Molecular function (GO): prolactin receptor binding; hormone activity
Source: RefSeq, a predicted model, not a curated record
AACACUCAGGUGAAGCAGGUUUCCUGACUUGGAGCCCACAUUGUGGUGGAUCAUUACAGAGAUGCAGCUGACUUUGACUCUUUCAGGCUCUGUAGGAAUGCAACUGUUGCUACUGGUGUCAAACUUGCUCCUUUGGGAGAAUGUGGCCUCCAAACCAACUUCCUUUGUGUCUACUGAAGACCUGUAUCACCGUGUGGUUGAACAGUCUCAUAAUACAUUUAUCCUGGCUGCAGAUGUAUACCGUGAAUUUGAUUUGAAUUUUGCCAAGAGAAGUUGGUUAAAAGACAGGAUACUUCCCCUGUGUCAUACUGCUUCCAUCCAUACGCCAGAGAAUCGAGAGGAAGUCCAUGAAACUAAAACUGAAGAACUUCUGAAAGCAAUAAUCAAUGUUUCAAUUUCCUGGGAAGAACCUCUGAAACACCUGGUGUCUGCAGUAACUGCUCUUCCAGGGGCAUCUGUUAGUAUGGGGAAAAAAGCUGUUGAUUUAAGGGACAAAAAUCUUCUAAUUCUGGAGGGACUUCAGGCAAUAUACAAUAGGACUCAGGCCAACAUUGAAGAAAAUGAAAAAUUUGACUACCCCGCAUGGUCUGGACUUGAAGACUUGCAGUCAUCUAAUGAAGACACUCAUCUUUUUGCCAUUUAUAACCUGUGCCGCUGCAUAAAAAGAGACAUCCAUAAGAUUGACGCUUAUAUGAAAGUCUUGAGGUGCCGAGUCGUCUUUAAGAAUGAGUGUUGAAUGCACACGCUGCAAAGUCCUGCCAGUAUGGUCUUUGUUUUACCAGACUUGUAAUGCUGUAUUUCCUUUAAGUACAUUCAGAGAUGUAAUGGAAUUUUUUUUCAUAAAAUAAAAU